AUGAUUUCAUCCUUUGAGAUGCAAGGAUCUGGUGGGUCUUCCAGUAAGAGCACUUCCACCACUACAGUUUGGCACGGGCAGGAGGGGGCCCAAGCCCCAUGUCGCGCUUCCAGCGGGUUUCAGCAUCCCAGGCAGGAGAUGGGUCCCAGCAAACUGGGCAAGCUCAAAGGCAAAACGAGCCCGAGCUCGUGCCUAGGGACUGCUGACGUUAGCAACGAAAUUUUUUAA
Messenger RNA from Prunus armeniaca (apricot), 228 nucleotides. Lineage: Eukaryota; Viridiplantae; Streptophyta; Magnoliopsida; Rosales; Rosaceae. The record is from the annotation of a GenBank genome assembly.